AUUAUUAUUAUAAUUAAUUUGGCUUCAUUUAUGAGCACAACUGUCGACAGCAGUACAGUUAGAACCAAACCUCUAUCCCUAUCUCUAUCUAUCUUCAAAGCUCUCUCCAUCUGCUACAGCUACACUACCAAGCUGCCUCCUUUUUCCCAAUACAGCAUUAGAAGUUGCGUUCUCAUUUAUUAUGUCACUCUACUGACACGCACGCGCACACCCUAACCUUCUCUGCUCACUAUUCAUCGCAACGCAACCUCCUUAUCUCCUCUCCCCUUUAAAUUCUUCACCCUUUUUAAGGCAAGGUCAAGGUCCUCUGCAAAUAGUACCAACUCCCAACGCGGGAUUGGAAUGGAUCCCUUCCCUCGUUGAUUAAUGCCCUACGUACCUACCCCUUCUUCUUCUUCUUCUUCAAAUAAACCUUGCAAUGCAAUAGUAGUAUACUCAAACCAUUCUUUUACUUCUCCCCUUAUUCUACUUACACUGUUUCUCCCAAGAGAUAGUUGGAGAUGGACUACAUGAAAAAGGAUUUCUCCCUCAUCCUAACUAUACUCUUUUUAACAUCAUGUUCACUCGCUUCUGUUUUCUGUCAAAACCAAGAUUUAUCACUUCUUCUGGACAUCAAGAGGUCGUUUGUUCAAGACCCUCAAAAUGUUCUGCAUGACUGGUCAUCCCAAGCCAACCCCAAUUUCUGUGCUUGGACCGGAGUCGCUUGUGGCUUCAUCUCCCCCGCCAACUCCUUCCAUGUUGUCAGUCUAAACCUUUCUGGAUUCUCGCUGGGUGGCUCCCUGUCACCCUCGCUCGGCCGUUUACAAAACCUACUCCACCUUGAUCUUUCCUCUAACCGCCUUACGGGUCCCAUCCCAACCACCCUCUCUAACCUUUCUUCCUUGGAAUCUUUGCUUCUAUACUCAAACCAACUCUCUGGACCCAUCCCACCUCAGCUGGGUUCAUUCACCAGCCUCCGAGUCAUGCGAAUUGGUGACAAUGAACUCACUGGUCCCAUUCCUUCCUCGUUUGGAAACCUUGUCAACCUGGUCACCCUCGGCCUAGCCUCAUGCCGUCUCACAGGCCCGAUUCCCCGUGAGCUGGGUCAGCUCACCAGACUUGAGGACUUGGUUCUGCAGGAUAACCAACUUGAGGGCCCUAUCCCACCUCAGCUUGGCAACUGUUCAAGCCUCAACGUAUUCACCGCGGCUUUCAACAACCUUAACGGAUCCAUCCCCGCGGAAUUGGGUCGUCUCAAGAACCUUCAACUUCUAAAUUUGAUUAACAACAGUCUUUCGGGUGAUUUGCCCAGCCAACUGGGUGAACUGAGCCAACUCGUUUAUCUCAGUUUAACGGGGAACCAUCUUGAAGGCGCAAUCCCAAAGUCAUUGGCCAACUUGCGCAAUCUUGAGAAUCUUGAUUUGUCGCUAAACAAGCUCACAGGCGGCAUUCCCGAAGAACUAGGCAAGUUGAGUAAGCUGGUGUACUUGGUUCUGUCAAACAACAAUCUUUCAGGUCCAAUACCAAGAAAUAUAUGUUCCAAUACUAGCAAUUUGGAGCAUCUGAUCCUUUCAGAGGUUCAACUUUUGGGUGAAAUCCCAGUAGAAUUGAGACUCUGUAGAGCUUUGAAGCAGCUUGAUUUGUCCAACAACACUCUGAAUGGAUCAAUACCAGUUGAGCUUUAUGAGCUGCGUGAAUUGACCGAUCUCUAUCUCCACAACAACAGCUUGGUCGGUUCGAUUUCUCCAUCCAUAGCGAACCUCAGCAACUUGCAGACACUUGCUCUGUUUCACAACAAUUUAGAGGGAAAUCUGCCUGGAGAAAUAGGAAUGCUGAGUAAACUUGAAAUCUUGUAUCUAUAUGAAAAUCGGCUAUCUGGAGACAUCCCUUGGGAGAUUGGUAAUUGUUCAAGCCUGAAAAUGAUGGACUUCUUUGGCAAUCGUUUCACAGGGGAGAUCCCCCUUACUAUUGGCAGGCUGAAGGAGCUGCAGCUGCUUCAUCUAAGGCAAAAUGCGCUUGUGGGUGAAAUUCCAGCCUCACUGGGUAACUGCAAUCACCUAACCAUCCUGGACUUAGCAGACAAUCACCUAUCUGGCGGCGUUCCCUCGAGUUUCGGAUUCCUUCAAGCCCUGGAGCAGCUCAUGCUUUACAAUAAUUCACUUGAAGGUAAUCUCCCCGCUUCAUUGAUCAGUUUAGCCAACCUAACUAGAGUCAAUCUCUCCAAAAACAAAAUGAAUGGCAGCAUUGCUGCAUUGUGUAGUUCGAGUUCUUUGCUUUCCUUCGAUGUAACAAACAAUGCAUUCGAUGGUGAAAUUCCUGAGGAGCUGGGUAAUUCACCUGCUCUUGAGAGACUAAGAUUAGGCAAAAACAGAUUCAUUGGAACAAUCCCUGGAUCAUUGGGCAUGAUUCGUGAAUUGUCACUAUUAGACCUCUCAGGUAAUUUGCUCACUGGACCUAUUCCAGGUGAGCUCAAGUUGUGCAGAAAAUUGAGUCAUAUCGAUUUAAAUGACAACUCGCUUUCCGGAGUGGUACCGUCAUGGCUUGGCGAUUUGCCUCAACUCGGAGAGCUUAGGCUCUCCUCCAAUCAGUUUUUUGGGGCUCUUUCUCGACAACUUUUUAAUUGUUCCAAGCUGUUGGUACUGCAACUUGAUGGCAACUCACUUAAUGGAACUCUCCUUGGUGAAAUAGGUGAUCUGUUGUCUCUUAAUAUACUCAAUCUCAACAGAAACCAACUUUCUGGACCCAUUCCUACAACCAUAGGCAAGCUAAGCAACCUAUAUGAGCUACAGCUCUCACACAACGGCUUCAGUGGUGAUAUACCAACUGAGCUUGGACAACUUAAGAAUCUCCAAAGCAUUCUAGACCUCAGUUACAACAACCUCACCGGACAAAUCCCACCUUCUAUCGGAACACUAUCCAAGCUCGAAGCCCUUGAUCUUUCUCACAAUUUACUCCUGGGAGAAGUCCCUCCUGAAAUUGGUGACAUGAGCAGCUUGGGGAAGCUUAAUCUCUCCCACAACAAUCUCCAAGGCAAAUUAAGCAAACAAUUGUCACACUGGCCAGCUGAAGCAUUUGAAGGGAACUUAAAUCUUUGUGGCAGCCCUCUUGAUGGUUGCGAUAACCUUGCAUCCGGCCAACAGCAAGCAGCCCUGAGCGAAACAUCCGUGGUGGUGAUAUCAGCAAUUGCAACACUAGCGGCAAUUGCUCUGCUGGUGCUGGUAGUAACCGUCUUCUUGAAACAAAGGAGAGAAUAUUUCAAGAGAGGCAGUGUGGUGAACUUCACCUACUCUUCCAGUUCUUCUCAAGCUAGGAGAAGGCUACUCUUCCAUAAUGGGGCUGCUAAGCAAGACUACAAAUGGGAAGACAUCAUGCGAGCCACAAAAAACCUAAGUGAUGAGUUAGUCAUUGGCUCUGGGGGGUCUGGAACGAUCUACAGAGGUGAAUUACGGACUGGAGAAACGGUGGCCAUCAAAAAGAUUCUAUGGAAGGAGGAUCUUCUAUCGAAUAGAAGUUUCGCAAGGGAGAUUAAGACACUUGGGAGGAUAAGGCACAGGCAUUUAGUGAAGUUGAUGGGGUAUUGUAGCAACAGAGUGGCCGGCUUCAAUCUCCUGAUAUACGAGUACAUGGAGAAUGGAAGUGUGUGGGAUUGGCUGCAUAAGCAGCCGGCGAAUAUCAAGAAGAAGAGCCUUGAUUGGGAGGCUAGGAUAAAGAUUGCGGUGGGAUUAGCGCAAGGGGUUGAGUACCUCCAUCAUGACUGCGUGCCCAAGAUUGUUCACAGGGACAUCAAAUCAAGCAAUGUGUUGCUAGAUUCUAACAUGGAAGCGCAUUUGGGAGAUUUCGGGCUAGCAAAAUCAGUUGCUGAGAGUUAUGACUCAGCCUCCAACACAGAAUCAAAUUCAUGGUUUGCGGGGUCUUACGGCUAUAUUGCGCCAGAGUAUGCUUAUACGCUCAAGACAACCGAGAAGACUGACGUUUACAGUAUGGGCAUUGUGCUGAUGGAGCUUGUCAGCGGGAAAAUGCCAACUGAUACCCUUUUUGGUGUAGACAUGGACAUGGUAAGAUGGGUGGAGACGCGUAUCCAAGUGCAAGGUUCUGAUCGUGGGGAACUCAUAGAUCCAGCGUUGAAACCGCUCUUACCUUGCGAGGAAUCUGCCGCAUAUCAGGUGCUUGACAUAGCCCUGCAGUGCACCAGAACGGCCGCACAAGAUAGGCCAUCUGCCCGUCAAGCCACGGAUCUCCUCGUUCAUGUAUUGAACAACAGGAAGUUGGAUAUUGACAAGGUGAACUCCGGGCCCUACAAGUGACCUACUUCUAAACCAAAAUAAGGACAAAACCUCACAUCUGGCAACUUCCAUUUAAACACAUAUUAUGCCAAAAAUGUACGGACAUAUGUGUAACAGUUCAACUUAAUCCUCCAUUGUUGAAAAUUCCAGCUUGUUUGAAUAGUUUUUGGUAGGGCACUAAACUUCGGUUUGAAAUUUUUUUUUCUUUUUUCUGAAAUAACUUUGUUUUGAUUGUUAUUUGCCAUUCUACCUUGAGAUCAUAGAUAAACUUGCUACUAUAUUUUAUGAGAAUGAAAUUUUCAAUUAAA
Molecule: messenger RNA, 4570 nt
Organism: Gossypium arboreum
Lineage: Eukaryota; Viridiplantae; Streptophyta; Magnoliopsida; Malvales; Malvaceae
Product: LRR receptor-like serine/threonine-protein kinase GSO1
Exons: 2
Coding region: 501-4283 (1260 amino acids)
Biological process (GO): protein phosphorylation
Molecular function (GO): protein kinase activity; ATP binding; receptor serine/threonine kinase binding
Source: RefSeq, a predicted model, not a curated record